AUAUUGCACACUGAAGCCAGGGUGGAACGUUUGAUCCCUGUCACAUUUUCUACCCGGGCACUUUAGCGACGCACCAGAGCAUAGUGUCUGUCGAAAUGGAAGUGAAAAACGCAAAUGCUGCUAUGCUCAGUAACUAUGAGGUGUUCAAACUCCUGACCGACCUGAAAGAACAGAGGAAGGACAGCGGGAAAAACAAACACAGCGCCGGGCAGCAGAACCUCAACACCAUCAUGUAUGAGACACUGAAGUACCUGUCGAAGACGCCCAGCAGCAGGCAGACACCAGAGAUUGUCAAAGAGUUCCUCACCGCCAUGAUGCCUCACAAACUCACAAAGGCAGAAAAACUGCAGCUUUUGAACCAUCGGCCACAGACAGCAGUGGAAAUUCAGCUAAUGGUGGAGGAGAGCGAGGAGCGGUUAUCAGAGGAGCAGAUCGAGGAGCUCAUCCAGAUGGUUGCAACCGUCCUACCUGGUGACCCGGAGCAGGAGAACGCAGCUCCAGCAGAGGCACAGAUCGAACAGUCAUGACACAGACUCCACCUGGAGGUGGACAGCUGGAGUAAAGGCUUAAACUAUGACAGAACUGGACGGGUUGCAUUAACCUGUAUCAUUUGAAAUGGCUCAUUAAACGAUUCACAUUAGGGUGAAUAAAUGGUUUAGUGUUUACCUGUUUACAACCAAAUACUAUACAGCUUUGUGUUUGUAUACGUUUUUGGGCAGUCAUUUGCAGACGUCGUGUUUUGCCCCCUGCUGGUCUAAUUUAUAUUUCACAUCAGAUUCUUUUUUUGGAGAUACACUCUGCUAUUAACCUGAUACAUUUUUGGUUUCUGACUCAAUGUUAGUCAUCACUUUCUAAGAGUUUUAGCUGCUUUACAAUUUCCAAAGCUGUAAUAUAAGCCAGUUGGGGUAUUAAACUUUUCCAGAGUACUAACAUGGGGCCAGACAGAGUUAUUAGAGUGGUUAUGUGAUGAAAAAAGACCGUAGACAUUAUGUGUUGAUUGUUAUCUCUUAACAAGGAUGUAAUCAUUUUUAAAACAAUAUAUUCCAUCUGUAACUAAAUAAACAGCUGAAAUGUG
Messenger RNA from Gasterosteus aculeatus aculeatus (three-spined stickleback), 1075 nucleotides. RefSeq names its product calcitonin gene-related peptide-receptor component protein (gene crcp). NCBI's taxonomy places the organism in Eukaryota, Metazoa, Chordata, Actinopteri, Perciformes, Gasterosteidae. Gene Ontology annotation, biological process: transcription initiation at RNA polymerase III promoter. The record is from RefSeq and is a predicted model, not a curated record. Gene Ontology annotation, cellular component: RNA polymerase III complex. Gene Ontology annotation, molecular function: nucleotide binding.